AAUAUGUCGAACAAGGUCAAGUGGUCGGAGCUUAACGCUGACGUUCUGCAAUCAAUCCUUGAACGUUUGAGCAUCAUUAAUUAUCUAAAAGCUCGAUCCGUUUGCAAGAAUUGGCGCGUAGUUUGCAAACAAAUCUCUUCAAUACAAGACAAGUUUCCAUGGAUAAUAAUCUUCCCUCGUAGAAGACCAAAGAACUCUACAUGUCAAGUGUUCAAUCCCCAAGAAGGUAAAUCUUACACACUGAGAAAUCUUGGCAACGACUUCUCUACACACCAUUGUAUCGCAACUUCUGGAAGCUGGCUCUUAAUGUUAGACCUACGAUCAAAUCUAUACGUUUUGAAUGUUUUCACACGUGAGAGAAUCGAACUUCCGCCAUUAGAGUCACAUCAAGGGAGGCUACAAGUUCAUAGAUUACAAAACAACACGUUCACAUUCAUGAUCAAUCAAUCAUCAGUACCGGCAAGAAACGUUCUAAACCGGACAAAAGCGGUUUUAUGGGUCGACGAGAAAACCAAUGGUUACAUAGUUGUAUGGUCGAUAGGUCUAUCUUAUAUAAUGUACACUAAGAAUGGAUUCGAUUUCUGGAGAGAGAUACCUACAAAAGAAGGUCCUGAGAAUCUCCACGGAUGUCAAGAUAUUGUCUACAAAGACAACAAGGUUUACAUUUUGACAAGUCUAAACCGAAUCAGAAUCUUGGAUUGCUCUCAAGAACUCCCUAGAGCGUUACUAGAUAACGUUGAUGAUGAUCCGUUUAGGGAUGAUCAAAGAAGGCGGGGUAAGAUCGGUUUUACCGUCUCUGGUGAGGUUUUGAUGGUGAAGAACCAGUUAAAUCAGGUUUUCAACAUUUUAAAGAUGAACUCAGAAGGGACAAGUUGGGAUGAGGUGGAGUCAUUAGAGGGAGAAGCUUGGAUCACUGAUCUUGGUGUGACUGUACCGGCAGUUGAUGGGACUAGACCAAACUCGAUUUAUUAUAGAUAUAAGUCUAUCUAUCGUGGUGAUCUUUCGAUUCAAGUGUUGGAGAUGAUCCUAGAUGUUGACAAGAAUGGUCACGCGAGGUGGUUUAUUCCUAGUCUUCGUGAGAUAUAAGAAAGAGAUAUAAUCAGAUCAAAUGAUUUUUUUUUGUGUUGCUUUUUAUUUAUGUAUUUGUUGAUUAGUGUUUGUUUAUAGUUAUUUUUUAAUUCAUCUAUAUCGAUAAAAUAUACGGAAAGACCAAUUGGAUACUUCCUUGAGCUCUACGGCACCAAGUUUUUUGUCACUUCGGACGAGUACAGGUUUUCAAAAGACAGCUGUUUAGUGGCUAAACGAGAAAAAUGGAAUCUGUCGUUGCUUUGGCUAUGAAACAAUUCUAUAUCUUCUCAGACAAGAAAGUA
Raphanus sativus (radish) is the source of this 1370-nucleotide messenger RNA. RefSeq names its product putative F-box protein At4g22180. The transcript has a single exon. Bases 4 to 1086 code for a protein of 360 amino acids. NCBI's taxonomy places the organism in Eukaryota, Viridiplantae, Streptophyta, Magnoliopsida, Brassicales, Brassicaceae. The record is from RefSeq and is a predicted model, not a curated record. Gene Ontology annotation, molecular function: protein binding.